Molecule: messenger RNA, 1534 nt
Organism: Cheilinus undulatus (humphead wrasse)
Lineage: Eukaryota; Metazoa; Chordata; Actinopteri; Labriformes; Labridae
Product: oocyte zinc finger protein XlCOF19-like
Exons: 2
Coding region: 110-1066 (318 amino acids)
Biological process (GO): regulation of transcription by RNA polymerase II
Molecular function (GO): RNA polymerase II cis-regulatory region sequence-specific DNA binding; DNA-binding transcription factor activity
Source: RefSeq, a predicted model, not a curated record
AACGUGUUGGCGUGUUUAGAUGGUCCUGAGCACUGAAGGAGCAAAAUUAUCCUUUGGAAUUGCUCAGUCUACUUUUCUCUUCCUACUUUGACUCUUGGGUGUUUGUGAAAUGUCCCGGUUUCGGGAUGAUUCAGCCGUCAGUGAAAAAGAUGAAGUUUCCCCUGAGCAGCAAGAGAGGAGCUCCAGCCUGAACCAGGAGAUUAAAGAUGAACCGGAGGAACUGUGGAGCAGUCAGGAGGGGGAGCAGCUGCAAGGGCCAGAGGAAGAAGAUUUCAAGUUCACUUAUGUUCCUUAUGAUGUGAAGAGUGAAGAAGAUGAAGAGAAACCUCAGUCCUCGAUUAAACAGAUGGAAACAAGAGCUCAUGGAGAGGACCGUGGAGGACCAGAGGAAGCUGAGUACUCUGAACCCGAGAGUAAUUUACAACCAGAGACUGAGGUUGAGACUGAUGAAUCUUCUGAUCCUGAGACUGAUGACAGUGCUGAUUGGAGGGAGAUGACAAAACACCAGCUAGGUUUAGAGUCAGUGGGAAAAAUCACAAAAGAGAGAGCAGAGACUGAAAGGGAAGCACAUAGCUGCUCUGAGUGUGGCAAACGAUUUAAAAACAAUUGUCACCUUACAGGAGAAAUGAGAGUUCACUCUGGUGAGAACCCUUUCAGCUGCCCUGAGUGUGGAAAGAGAUAUACACAAAAAGGAAGUAUUACAAUAGACAUGAGAGUUCACAGAGGAGAAUUUUCUUUUGGCUGCCCUGAGUGUGGCAGGAGAUUUAAAACUAAAAAAAAGUUGAACAACCACAUGGGUGUUCAUACCACAGAGAAACCCUUCAGCUGCUCUGAGUGUAGUAAGAGUUUUAAACACAAAGGAACUUUGAGGAGACACAUGAGAAUUCAUAAAGGAGUGAAACCUUACAGCUGCUCCAAGUGUGGUAAGAAAUUUGUAGAAAGAGGAGGUUUGAAUUCCCACAUGAAAACUCAUGCACAACUAAGCUGCUAUAGGUGUGGCAAAAUAUUUAAGUUAAAGUGUAGCUUGAGAGCUCAUCUGGCAAUUCACAGAGUAAGUCAAGUCUGAUUUGAUAACUGAAAUGGCCUUCUGCACAGGAGAUAAACCCUUUCUCUGUUAUUCCUGUGUUAAAAAUGUAAUUCUCAAAACAUUUAGAGGAAGCAACAGGAUCAAAAGCAGCCAGAAACUCAGCUCCAGAGGAUUUACAAUCAGAGACUCAGAUCAGUACCGAAGACUUUUCUGAGCCUCAGACUGGCAUCAUCAUUGUUUCCCCUCUAAAAAAAUUGACAAUUUCUCCUAGUGUUUUCAAUGUAAUACUACUGAGAGAGCAACUCUGGGUGUGGUUAAAUGUGAAGUUGGAAUUUUCUUUUAAGGAUUCACAAACCUUAUUCAGAGAAAAACAUGCUGGCAGUAUUUAUUAUUUUUUUUAAUGCUGAUGGUUUCAGAAUGUUUUCUACGUUUUUUGACAAACAAUGCUUGUUCAGUAUGUUUUAUUGUCAAAAUACUUUCAACAGUACGCUUGAUAAGCAAACUUCU